Molecule: messenger RNA, 1628 nt
Organism: Helianthus annuus (common sunflower)
Lineage: Eukaryota; Viridiplantae; Streptophyta; Magnoliopsida; Asterales; Asteraceae
Exons: 1
Coding region: 256-1398 (380 amino acids)
Source: RefSeq, a predicted model, not a curated record
AUAAAAAAAUAAAAAAGAUUCCAUAUAUCGCAUCGCUGGCUGGCAUAUGUGGUUGCAUACGUGCACCCAGCCCAUUCUUGCACGGAUUAUUCUUCUUCCUCGCAAUUUCCAGCUGUUCUCUCUCUCUCUCUGUAUCUAUUUUAUAUAUAAAAAAGUAACCACUUUGCUUUCUCUAUUGCUCUCUCUAAUCGUGGGCGCAAAGAAAGAAAGAAAGAGAUUUCAGCCUUUCAAUUAAUACAACGAAAGGAAGGACCCAUGGAUCCAUGUCCUUUCGUGCGACUCGUAGUCGGGAGUCUAGCUUUGAAGUUUUCCGGUAAUCCUCCUCUGCCCUCGACGACCUAUUACUGCAAGAUCAAACUCAACAACUCACCAACACAGAUCGCAGAUGUCCCCUAUUGCCCCGAUAAUACUACACAAGUAAGCGAUCAGGUUCAAACCUGCUUCAGUUUCAAAAAGUCAGAAUUCGAAAAGCUAUCCAACGGGUGCUUGAAGAUCGAAGUUUAUUCGGGUAGGAGCGGAAACCCGAUUUGUGGUGUCGGAUCUGGUAAGCUUCUCGGGGUUGUAUCAGUCGCUUUGGACUCAGACGAUAACUGGGUGCUUCAGAACGGCUGGGUGGGUCUCGGUGAUAAGAAGAAAUCGGUUCAGUUGCAUUUGAACGUGUGGGUUGAACCCGACCCGAGAUUUGUCUUCGAGUUUGAAGAUGAACCCGAGUGUAGCCCACAAGUUUUUCAAGUCAACGGGAACGUCCGUCAAGCAGUUUUUAGUUGCAAAUUCAGUUUCAGAGACAGCAAUGAAGCAGCAAAGUGGACCAAAGAUAAAGUAAAACCGGUGAAAGAGCGGAAAGGAUGGUCGAUUACUAUCCAUGAUCUGUCCGGUUCACCGGUAGCCAUGGCUUCCAUGGUGACACCGUUUGUCCCGUCAAACGGGUCAGACGAUGUCCGCCGGUCGAACCCGGGCGCAUGGCUCAUACUUCGACCGGGUCACAACACAUGGAAGCCGUGGGGCCGGUUGGAGGCGUGGAGGGAGUCUACCAACUUGGGCUACCGGUUUGAGGUGCUACCAGACGCCGGGAUUGAGGCGAUAACAUUAUCCAGCUCCACCAUCAGUUCGAAACAUGGUGGGAAAUUCACCAUAGACAUUGGGAACGGGUGGGGUUCGCCGAUGACGACCCCAAGCGGGAGUUUUGACUCCUCCGGGUCGGAAGACAUAUGGAUGUACCAGGGGGGGUUUGUGAUGUCGUCGAAGGUGGGUGGAAGGCCGGAGGUGGAGAUCGGGGUUCAGCACGUGACGUGCACGGAGGAUGCUGCAGCUUUUGUGGCUUUGGCUGCGGCGGUGGAUUUGAGUGUAGAUGCCUGCCAGCCGUUUUCUAGGAAGCUCCGGAAGGAGCUCAGGCAAUAGUCACCGGCACCGGAGUUGAAUAAUAUUAUUAUUAUUAUUAUUAUUAUUUUGCAAGUUGGGUUGAGGAUCUUUUUUAAUUUUUAAUUUCCAAAGCGCAGAGUGUACAGUGAGAUUGCUUGCUUGAUGAGGGAGGGGUUUUUGUUUCUUUUUUUUAUUAUUAUUCUGCCUGCAUGUACAGUUGUUUAUUAUGAUUUGGAUCGAAUCCUAUUUAUUAGUUGUAGUUUUCCAUA